AGAGCGAGCAGGGGUGAGGAAGGGCCUGGGACCCUGAAGGGAACAGACGCGAGGAAGGGGCACGAGAGCAAAGGAGGAAGAUGCAACUGACUCGCUGCUGCUUCGUGUUCCUAGUGCAGGGCAGCCUCUGUCUGGUCAUCUGCGGCCAGGAUGACGGCCCGCCAGGCUCAGAGGACCCUGAGCAUGAUGACUCUGAGAGCCAGGCCCGGCCUCGGAUGCCUCGAAAGCGGGGCCACAUGUCCCCUAAGUCCCGCCACAUGACCAACUCUACUCUCCUAGGACUGUUGGCUCCACCUGGGGAGGCAUGGGGGGUCCUUGGGCAGCCCCCCAGUCGCCCAAACCACAGCCCCCCGCCGUCAGCCAAAGUGAAGAAAAUCUUUGGGUGGGGUGAUUUCUACUCCAACAUCAAGACGGUAGCCCUGAACCUGCUGGUCACGGGGAAGAUCGUGGACCACGGCAACGGGACCUUCAGCGUCCACUUCCGACACAAUGCCACAGGCCAGGGCAAUAUCUCCAUCAGCCUCGUGCCCCCGAGUAAAGCUGUAGAGUUCCACCAGGAGCAGCAGAUCUUCAUUGAAGCCAAGGCUUCCAAAAUCUUCAACUGCCGGAUGGAGUGGGAGAAGGUGGAACGGGGCCGCCGCAUUUCGCUCUGCACCCACGACCCAGCCAAGACCUGCUCCCGAGACCACGCUCAGAGCUCAGCCACCUGGAGCUGCUCCCAGCCCUUCAAAGUCGUCUGCGUCUACAUCGCCUUCUACAGCACGGACUACAGGCUAGUCCAGAAGGUGUGCCCGGACUACAACUACCACAGCGAUACUCCCUACUACCCCUCUGGGUGACCCUGGGCAGGCCACAAAGGGCAGGCCAGGGCUGGAAGGACAGGCCUGCCCACACAGGAAGCCAUCUGUCUGGAUACUGGGCAGGGAAGGGAAGGGGCUUCAGGCAGGGAGCUCCGGGGUGGAGAGGAGGAGAGGCCAAGUGUGGCCAGAACCGGGUCUCAGGUGGUGGGGAAGGGGUUGCAGGUGCUGGCCCCAACCUGAGGCUGUGGAGCGAGCAGGACUCAGGAGCGCUGGCCAAGGAGUGGGUUCUCUGGGUGGCCUCACAGGGCUUCCCCACUGAGCGACAGAAAGAUGCCGGGUCCAGGAAGCCCCUGGGGCAGGCAGACCAAUAGUUAUUGAGAGGAGCCUAAAAUCUUGGCUCCCUCCUUGCCAUCCUGAGAAAGAACAGCAAUGAGGAGAUUAUUUCGUCAGUGUGGUCCAAGUGAGCACCGCAGGAUGGUCGAGCUGGGGCGUCCUGGCAGCCAGCAGCAGGAACUCUCCAGCCCCACCCACUGGGCAGCCCUGAGCCCCCAUCCUGGACUGUGGUCUGAGCUGGGCUUGAGGCGGAAGUGGUGACCCUUGGAGUCUUUGAUGUUUUGGCAGAGAGGGAACCUGCUCCUAGCCAGGCCUCCCCUUUCCAAAAUCGCUUCUCUUGCCAUUCCUCCCCACCCCACCCUCGAGCUGAAGUACCCCUCUGUCCGUAAGACAGGACAAUGACGAUUCUCCCAGCACCAAGGCCACAGGUGGAAGCCUCCCGUGAGCUGCGUGUUCCUCCCCCGUCCUGCCCCUGCUGGCUCCUCUGGGAGUGACCUUAUCCAGCAAGUGAGCCUUCCACAGCCAGCCUUGCCCAUCAGCCCAGGGCUCGCCUGGAUAAAGAUGCU
Budorcas taxicolor (takin) is the source of this 1699-nucleotide messenger RNA. RefSeq names its product neurexophilin 3 (gene NXPH3). The coding region runs from base 81 to 839 and encodes 252 amino acids. The record is from RefSeq and is a predicted model, not a curated record. The transcript has 2 exons. Gene Ontology annotation, molecular function: signaling receptor binding. Lineage: Eukaryota; Metazoa; Chordata; Mammalia; Artiodactyla; Bovidae.